AUGGCAACGGACGCGGCGAUCUGGGCGCCAACUCCCCGAGCGGGCGGCUCGGCGGGAGCGCACGGCGCAGCGGGCAGCCCCGGCUCCGAUGGCGAGCUUGGGCGACGCGCCCGGGACGGAGGAGAGCCGCAGGGUCCUGGAGGGGCUCACGGCCUCCAUCGAGCAGUUCCAGUUCAACCCCAGAUUAUUAAAUCCAUUCAGGUGGAUUUUGGGUUCAUCAAAGACUUGCUUCGGUUGACAUUUGAGGACCGACUGAAAGAGGAGUCUUUGAAGCUCUUCAGCUUUCUGCGUGACAGAAUGUUCGCAAUCGAAAAGCAUUAUCAACAGAAAGAGGAUAACAUGAGAAAAUCCUUCAACCAGCAGCUAGCCGACGCCAUAGCUGUCAUCAGGGGAAUGUAUAAGCAAUUCUUUGAGGUGGAAGAAGAGACGGCUUCUAUGCAGGACUCAACAUCUGUCAGAAUUAAUGUUUUAUUAAGAAAGCUGAAGGAGAGAGAAGAAAUUAUUAAGGAAUUAAAAGAUGAGCUAGACCAAUAUGAAGAUUUUGGCUUUCAAAAAUUUGAAUCCUUUGGCAGAGAGGCCAGCUCUUCAAAAACAACCCCAGAAAAGGAAAAUUUGGAAUACAAAGUGGAAAACGAGAGGCUGCUUCAAGUCAUUUCAGAGCUCGAGGAAGAACUGCAGUUCAGUCUGAAAGAAAAUUCAGUCUUAGAAGAUGAAAUUAUCAGUCUGAAAGAGGUGGCCGAAAAGGAUCAUAGAACUAUUCAGAAGUUACUUGAUAGUAGAGACAGAUUAAAACUUGACCUGGAUUAUGAAAAAGCAGUAGUUCAAGACAUGAUUCAUAAACAGAAAGAGAACAUGGAAAUGAGAAGAAAUGUUGACCAUCUAAGCAGCAAGGUCCUGAAGUCAGCCAAGAGGGACACCACUUUGUCUCCAUGGCCCACGAAGACCAGGACUCCAUUCAGGAGCCCCACAGCUACGGGGACGAGUUCGCAGCCACAUAUACCCUCCAGGAGCAUGUCUCCUGCCAGGACCAAAAGACCAAAGAGUUCAAAGAAGACAAAGGAGACAAAGGAGGCAAAGUUAAAGAAGGUGGCAGGGACGGAGGUGACGGGGACAGAGGCGGUGGAGCCCCAGGAGCAGUGGCUUGUGAUGGGCCCACUUCCAUCCAUGUUUAGAAACACCUUGAGAAGAGCAGAGCUGUUGUCCUUGACCCCCUGAAGUCCAGAGAGUGACCCUCAGGCUCCCUCACUGCACCCCCCUGGCUUCAGUUCCCACUGGGAGCUGAGGCCAGUCCUGAAGACCAGGGCAUUUGGCCGGUGUCCUCACAGGAGAUGGGACACUACCCUCCAAGCCCGGACUUGGGUCUUACCCCAGAGUGAGCAUUUGAAGGGCUUCACUUGAAAGCAGGGACUGGAACUCACACUUGCACACUGGUGUCCAUAGCAGCAUUAUUCACAAUAGUCAAAAGAUGGAAGCAACCCAAUAAUCCACCCAGCGAUGAACGGAUACGCAAAAUGUGGUAUAUUACAUACAACAGAGUAUUAAUCAGCCGUAAAAAGGAAUGAAGUUCUGAUAAUGCUACAACAUGGAUGAACCUUGAAGACAUCAUAUUGAGUGAAAUAAGCCAGACACCGAAGGACAGAUAUUGUACGAUCUCCCUGAUAUGAAGUAAUUAGAACAAGCAAAUUCAUAGACUCAGGAACUGGAAUACAGGUUAUGGGGUUGUGGUGGGGGUAGGGUAUGGGGAGCUAAUGCUUAAUUGGUACAGUUUCUGUUGGAAAUGUUUUGGUAAUGGAUGAUGUGAUGGUGGCACAACCUUGCGAAUGUGACUGACACCACUGAAGUGUAUAUUUGAAUGUGGUUUAAAGGGGAAAUGUUAGAUUGUAUAUAUAUUACCAGAAGAAAAACUUAAAAAAAAAACCUUAUAACUGUACAACACAGUGAACCCUAAUGUAAACUAUGGACUAUAGUUAAUUGUACAAUAAAAAUAAAAUUCUUUCACCAAUUAUAACAAAGUCACCACCUUAAUGC
This is a messenger RNA of Choloepus didactylus (southern two-toed sloth), 2028 nucleotides long. RefSeq names its product chromosome 5 C10orf67 homolog (gene C5H10orf67). The transcript has 10 exons. The coding region runs from base 1 to 1215 and encodes 404 amino acids. The record is from RefSeq and is a predicted model, not a curated record. NCBI's taxonomy places the organism in Eukaryota, Metazoa, Chordata, Mammalia, Pilosa, Megalonychidae.